Molecule: messenger RNA, 1446 nt
Organism: Ustilago hordei
Lineage: Eukaryota; Fungi; Basidiomycota; Ustilaginomycetes; Ustilaginales; Ustilaginaceae
Exons: 1
Coding region: 1-1446 (481 amino acids)
Biological process (GO): mitotic telomere tethering at nuclear periphery; meiotic attachment of telomere to nuclear envelope
Cellular component (GO): nuclear membrane complex Bqt3-Bqt4
Molecular function (GO): DNA binding
Source: RefSeq, a predicted model, not a curated record
AUGCCCGCUGUUUCUUCUACCACGUGCAAGUCCACGCCGACGCGCAAGUCGACUCCUCGACGCGCUCGUUCUUCCUCGGUAGCUUCCAACGCCUCCACAGCCGGUCCCGCUUCCCCCACCGCUUCUCCCCGCAAGAGCAAGAAGGAGAAAGAAGCCGCUGCCGCCGUAGAGACAGCCGCCAAAGAGACAGCCGCCAAAGAGAUCAAGCCCAACCUCAACCGUCCCAAACUUCCCACCUCGAAGAACCCUCGUCUCAGAGAAGUCGAUCAAGCCGUCGUCAAACUACAGAUCAUCAAGCGCGAGGGUCACGACAUCAUCAUUGGUCGUGUCAAGCUUCCCACUGUCAACGGUCAGGACCAUGCUUUCUUGCUCAAGCGUUUCGACACCAAUGCUAUGGCUGCUUCCUCCAUGUUCCGCCUCGCAUUCCCGUUUGCGAAUGGUAAAGCCGAGGCUGCCGAGAUGCAGUUCCUUGAUGCCCAGUACGACACCAACCGCGCCAACGGAGGUUACAUUCUGGAGGAAGUCAAGGCUCCCGAGACGCCCAAGAAGCGCGGUCGCCCUCGCAAGACCGCCGAGACUCCCAAGAAGGAUGCUGGUUCCACCGACACCGAGCCCAUCAGUGAUGAGAAGCAGAUCCGCGUCCUUCCCGAAGGCAGCACCGGUGUCCGCCUCCAAGGUACCUGGAUCCCCGCCGAGGACGCCGUGGAAGUAGCUGAGGACUAUGGCAUCGCCAAGUUCGCCCUUCCCCUCAUCCACGCUACUGCGGAACACGCUGUGGACGGCGGUGCUCCCAUCCUCACCUCUGCCCCCGUCGCUGCUGAAGUCAAGACUCCUCGCAAGCGUCAACGCGUCUCCGCUGCCGCCUCUUCUGCCUCCGAUGCCUCCGAUGCCCACUCUCCCAGGAUGGUCCAGAAAGUCACCCGUGUGGAGAAUGUCGCUGGCACCAUUUCGAAAGUCACCGUCGAAAGCACCCUCGAAACUGGUUCAUCCACUUCUAACGGCAUCCCCACCGCUCUCUCGCAAGCCGAAAUCGAAGCUCAGAUCGCCGAAGCCAAAGCCCUUGCUGCUGGUAUCACCGGAUCCGUCACUGCAUCCGGCAAGACCACUGCUAGCGGUAGAGGUCAGAAGAGAAGGGCAGUCAACGACCGUCCCACAGCUGAACUUGAUCCACUUGCAGAUGACGAGGACUAUGCUCAAUCCGGUACAGUCGUUCGUGCAUUCAAGAGGGGAACCAGGAUAGCCAGGAAGCGUCCUAUUGCAACAACGGCUGGUGUAGUUGCUGCUGCUGGUGCUGUCGGUGCCGGUGCCUUGGCUUGGAUUUCGGGCGGUAACCCGGAUCUGGCACUGCAGACGUUGCAGAACAGUCUGCAGAGUAUUGGGUUGGAGAACAUUCAGCAGUUCGGUAGCCAGAUUGGAGGUCAGUUGGCUUCUUACUUGCCGUGGUAA